Molecule: messenger RNA, 614 nt
Organism: Beta vulgaris subsp. vulgaris (sugar beet)
Lineage: Eukaryota; Viridiplantae; Streptophyta; Magnoliopsida; Caryophyllales; Amaranthaceae
Product: abscisic stress-ripening protein 1
Exons: 2
Coding region: 105-437 (110 amino acids)
Source: RefSeq, a predicted model, not a curated record
UCUAAGAAGAAAAUUCAUCAACCAAUAAUUUUUAGCUCAAUAUUACUCUAUAAUUGUUCUUCUUAAAUAUAAACUGUUUGAUUUUGUGCCUUUGAUUGGAAGUAAUGUCGGACGGCGAGGAGCACCACCGCGGCCUCUUUCACCGCCACAAGGAGGAGGAGAAGGAGGAGAAGGAGCCUAGAACUGCUGAAGAGGAGUUGAAACAUCACAAAAACCUUGGGCACAUUAGCAAGGCUACCGCCCUUGCUGCUGGUGCUUAUGCCUUGCAUGAGAAGCACAAGGCAAAGAAGGACCCAGAGAAUGCUCACAAGCACAAGACAGCAGAGGAAAUUGCAGCCACACUUGCUGUAGGAGCUGGUGGUUUUGCAUUCCAUGAACAUCACAAGAAGAAGGAAGCCAAGGAAAGAAUCGAAGAUGAGGGUCGUAGCGGCUACUAAUCUUGUGUAAAAUUUUACCUUUGUUGAAUAAUCAUUGUGAAAAUAAAGUUCAACAUAGGAGAGUUUUUUUAUUUUUAUUGUACACAUGUAAUUUUGUUUUUGUGAGUAUUGAGUUUAUCAAUAUUCUUAUCAUUGUAUUUCUACCAAAAAAAUUCUAAAAAAAUUAUUUUGUGCCUA